Molecule: messenger RNA, 854 nt
Organism: Ruditapes philippinarum (Manila clam)
Lineage: Eukaryota; Metazoa; Mollusca; Bivalvia; Venerida; Veneridae
Product: P2X purinoceptor 7-like
Exons: 3
Coding region: 254-802 (182 amino acids)
Source: RefSeq, a predicted model, not a curated record
CAUAAUAUCAAAGUAUGUUACGUAAAAAGAAGAUUAAACUCGUUUGCAACAUUAUAACAUUCCGCUUUAUACCAUAAAUCACCAGGUAAAAGUUCGCAUAACGCACCGUUUUUUACAAGCUUGUAUGAAUUACUUCCCUUUGUUGUGACGUCAUUGUUGAAAUUAGGACACGCCGCCAUAUUGGAAAUCAUAGCGAAACUGUAAACAAUCACGGGUCAUUUAACUUUAAACACUGCUACUAUUUAGUAAACUCAUGGAUUUCUCUGACGAGUCGGAACUUUAUGAGGACGAUGUCCAUGAAAUACGACCGUAUAUGUUUGAACCAAGAAUUGAAAUCCAGAAUCAGGAAGCAGAGCAGAGCGAGUCUGACUCUGACUCUUCCGACAACAGUUCUGAUGAUUCUUACAUCGGAAACGUAGAUGAUUGGUGUGAAUGUGGAUGUUGUGUUAACAUGCCUUCAGCCAAUGAGAGGAAGUGCUGCCAAUCGACAAACAUUGUUGAUGGGAAGGCAGAAGCAGAAGGGGUACCCUGCAUCACCCUUCAUGAGGGGUUCCAGGUAAACUGCCUGAACAUCCAUGUGUUGGAAACCUCCUAUUACGAGUUUGUUCAUGACCAUGGGCCAAGAGAAGAAAAUCAAGAAAUUCAUGAGUUGUAUCGAUACCUUGCCUACAGGCGUUUUACCAGAUGGGUCUACGGAUUACUUUCAAAGAAGUGUAGGCGUGUUAUUCCUGCAUGUGCAGUCAACGCCAUAAGAACACAGUUCCCUUCAGAGCAAUACAGUGGGUUUCAAUACCCACAAUAGAUGUCUCUUUAAAUUGUAUUGUACAUUGUGGAAAUAAAUUUACACUAGUUUA